GGGAACAUCAUUCGGUCUAAACAGGGAUUAUAAUAGUUUUGUGAAAUCCUAGAAUAUUUUACCGCAAAACUGUUAAAACAACACGAAUGAUAGAGGCAAAUAGAAUAGGAAAACAAUGUCUAACAACAGUGGAGGUUCUGGGCAUGACGUUCACAGUUUUUACGGUAAGAAAGCGUCCAAGUUGAUCCGAAGCCUCAAAGAAAAAAUAGAGCGUCGCGAGGAAGAAUUCAGCACGCGGCCAGUGCCUGACAUGUGUCCACGGUACGGUAUUUUGGGACCGUGUCCUGCAUGGGAUGUUUUCCCGACACAGCUCGCUGCUCUGGACCAAGCUGAGCAAGACCCUACGCUCUUCGUCUUCGCGUUCGAGUCCUCAACUUUCGGUGGCGCCGGUAAACGACAGUUCGUUGUGGCAGACCCCAGAGUUUUUUAUGAUAAUUUUAGAAAUAGGCCGUUGGCCCAGCGUACCGCUUAUGAGGUUAUUCCUGUUCACAGACGCUCAAAGUUGUAUUUUGACUUGGAAUUUGAGAAGGAUUUGAACGAAAGCAAGGAUGGCGUGGCAAUGACGAAAGUUCUCAUCUCCAUAGUACAGCAUUUAAUCGAGAGCACCUACAACGUUCCUUGUCCUCAUGAAAAAAUUGUGAAUCUCGAUAGUUCAACGAGCAAAAAAUUCAGUAAACAUCUCAUUUUUGACUUGGAAUCAAUUGCUUUUAAAAACAAUUUAAACGUUGGAAAUUUUGUUCGCAGCCUCUGUGAGAAAAUUACCAAGUCAUGCACCGAUAAUUCAACGACAGACCUAACCCAAUCGAUAGACCACGACUUUCAUUCUUUAUUUGUCAAUACGAAGGACGGACAUAAGGCCUUGUUCAUUGAUCAGGGAGUGUACAGUAGAAACAGAAACUUCCGUCUAUAUCAAGCAACAAAAUAUGGCAAAAAUACUCCUCUGCUAUUGGCUCAUGACGCGACAGGCUUCACGUUCAACAGUAAUGACGAAGAUAUUUUCUUGGCCUCUCUCGUAACGUUCGUAUCGCCCUCGUGUCGAACAGUGACGUUUGGUGACCAAGAACUGACCGAUCGUCCCAAACCCGCCUUAUCGUCACUCAAUAAUGUAAAAUGUGCGGCCAGACUAGCUAGCAAAAGUCCUUUCGAAGAAUUGGACGAUUUUAUAUCAAAUCAAAUCAACGGAGGGACCAUCCGGAGAUGGACAUACUUCGACAAAACCCAGACGAUUGUAUACACGAUUGAAGGUUACCGUUAUUGCCACAACAUAGGGCGUGAACACAAAAGCAACGGCAUUUUCUACGUGGUCAACAUCGCGACCAUGACGUGGUACCAAAAGUGUUUCGAUCCUGAAUGUCGUGGUUACAAAUCUGCAGAGUGGGAACUGCCAGCUCAUUCUGUGCCGUGGUCACGCGGCGCCGACGAGGCGGACUGGUCGAACAACAGCUCUGAUGAAUCCAAGUCAACUCCACAAAAUGAAACUCAAUGGUCGAAGGAAUGGUGGGAUGAUGAAUAUGAUGUAAUGAUGCAAUCUGCAGACAUCGAUCUGCUGGGCAGAUCUGGUUACUAACACUCGUAUCGCAUUUAUAAUUAAAUUGUUUUCACCAUCCAAUUACACGCAUACUUUUACAAUCUUCUUUUUUUUAAUGAUUACGAGUUAGAUUUGAAAGUGUUUGUUUCUUAAUAUUGUCAUGCUGUACAAAUAACUCAAUGAAAUUUUUCACAAGCUUU
Molecule: messenger RNA, 1728 nt
Organism: Hyalella azteca
Lineage: Eukaryota; Metazoa; Arthropoda; Malacostraca; Amphipoda; Hyalellidae
Product: DNA-directed primase/polymerase protein
Exons: 1
Coding region: 116-1567 (483 amino acids)
Biological process (GO): error-prone translesion synthesis; mitochondrial DNA replication; replication fork processing
Cellular component (GO): mitochondrial matrix; nucleus
Molecular function (GO): DNA-directed DNA polymerase activity; chromatin binding
Source: RefSeq, a predicted model, not a curated record